Klebsormidium nitens is the source of this 5241-nucleotide messenger RNA. Lineage: Eukaryota; Viridiplantae; Streptophyta; Klebsormidiophyceae; Klebsormidiales; Klebsormidiaceae. The record is from the annotation of a GenBank genome assembly.
AGAAAACCAAUAGUAAAAGUUAGAAGUGCUGUGCUUUGAAUAGUAAAAGUUAAAAGUGCUGUGCGCUUCAAGAAUGGACAAAGCGCGCCCGAACAAGCAUGCUGCCAAAGCCAAGCGGCAUAUCUACAGUUCGGGGGCUGCUGGAACAGGAGGCAAAGCGGAGCCCACGAAUGCCAAGAAUGGUGGACAACCAAUUGAGUGUCCUCUCUGCGAUCGCAUCUUCAAGCAGGACGGUCGCUUAAAGGAGCACAUAAAGAACAAGCACGCAGAUGGUGUCAACCACAAGACCGGCGCCGAUGCGCUGUCCGCCUCUGGAACUGAGGGUCCCGAAGCUGCCGUCGGGUCGGCAGAGGUGGCGGAGGCUGCGAUCCCCAAGUACCUUGUCAAGUCUCCCAAGCAGAUGCUGUCAGAAUGGUGUCAAAAGCAGAAAAGACCUGCGCCCAAGUUCAAGCUGGUGGAGGCGGAAGGAGGCAUGUUUCGUUGCAGGGUGGUCAUCCCAGAUCCGAAGGACUCAGAGAAGGACAUUCUGCUUUGGUGGAACGAAGGUGCGCCCAACUCAGAAGCAGCCCAGCAGGCUGCAGCGGUCGCCGGUCUGCACGCGGUGGCGGGAGAGCGGCGGAUGGAUCGGAUCCUCCCGGAUGAGUUCCGUGAGCAGUGGCGCGGCCUCGACGAGCAAGCGGCGCAGCGCAAGGAGAGGGAGCAGAAGCAGGCCGAGAGGAGAGCGGCCGCGGCAAAGCGGCCUUUGCCGCCGCGGCGCACGGUCCAGUCCGUCUUUAUGAGCGAGGACAACCGUCAGCUCGUCGAAGGGCUCAUCCGUGACAGCCAAGGCCCCGCUGACACCUGGCAAGGCGUCGAUGACGUCAGCAUCCGCAACGCCUCCCCCGGACCUCCCCCAGACACCUUCGCUACUGACUUCGCCGCCAUGCGGGAAACGGUUGAUGCUGACGUUAGCACCGCCGGAACGACCGGCGCUCAGGUCAGCGGAGCGGGAUCCUCUGAAGCGGCCCGGCGGCUGCUCGCCAUGGGCUUCGCCGAGGAUGACGUCACGGGGGCGGUGCGCGCAUGCGGGAGAGGCGCGAGCUUGAAUCGGCUCGUGGAUUGGCUGGUGCUGAACGUUCCGGAGUUCCGGCUGCCCAAGCAAUUCCGGCCGGAAGCGUCUGGGGCGCACGUCGAGGUUCUGAGAAGGGGGGCGAGGAAAACGGGGUCAGCGGGCUUUGAGUUUGAGAUCAGCGCCAGCUGUAGGGAAGUGAUGGAGAGAGGGUUUGGAAGAGAAGAAGCGGAGGCAGCGUUGGAAUUCACUCGCGGGAAUGUAGAUGCAGCUCUUUGUAAUCUCUCGAGGGGAUUGCACGAAAAGCUGUUUCGUUCCGCGGCAGAGGGCUUGGAAGAAAGCAAUGGGGCGCCGGGGGGCUCGUCAGAGGAUCUGCAAGAAGAGCGCGUGGCUUUGGCCGCUAUUUACGGGGACGACUUCUCGGAACUCCCGGAUCGGGGGGGUGCUCUGGCGGGGGGGCUCUCUGUGCGGCUGCCCCCCCAGGAGGAGGGCGAGGAACGUACAAAGGUGGAAUUCCGGUUUCCGGUCGAUUCGAGAUAUCCGGCGGAAGCCCCGUCUGUGUCGUUUAGGAACGGAAGUGCCCCCCCGGGGUGGCUGAAACGGCUGACAGUUUCGGCGCAUAAGAGGGCCGGGGGGCUGCUCGGAGAGCCAAUGCUGUGGGCGUUGGUAGAGGGGGCGAUCGAAGAUAUGGCUUCACUCGAAACCGGGGGUAGCGAGACGGGAUGGCUGGAGGACGGAGUUGGGGCGCUGUCGAUGAAAGAUGGGUCCGUCGAGACGGCGAAUGGAACGACGGCGGAAAUGAUGGGUGGCAACGAUACGGCGCAAGGCAAAAGCAGCCGACUGGAAGCGGGCAGGGGGCAUCAAAAACAAGGGACAGCGCCCCCCCAAAGGCAGAGACGGGAACCGAACCCGUGUGACGUGCGAAAAGAAAGCGAGAGGCUGAAACAGCACUGGCAGAGAUGGCUGCGUGAGGGACGCUCUUCCAAGAUGAGGCAGUCUAGAGAGUCGCUGCCCGCAGCUAAACAGGGAGCCCAGCUGCUGGAGGCUAUAGAGGGCCCUGCCGGGCCGCGGACCCGCCCCAGAGUGACCAUCGUAUGCGGUCAGACCGGUUGCGGAAAGUCGACGCAAGUUCCACAGUAUAUUCUGGAAAAGUGGACAGAGAAGAACUGCGGGGGCGAGUGCAACGUCGUCGUGACGCAGCCGCGGCGCGUCGCCGCGAUCGGGUUAGCGGAGCGGGUCGCCGCGGAGCGCGGGGAAAAGGUGGGCGAAACCGUGGGUUACUCCGUGCGGUUAGAGAGCAAACGGUCGGCGCGCACGCGGCUGCUCUUCUGCACGACUGGGGUGCUCCUGCGGCGGUUACAAAGCGAGCCGGGAUUGGACGGCUUAACCCACGUGAUCGUGGACGAGGUUCACGAGCGGACGGUCGAGGGCGACCUCAUGCUGCUCCUGCUCCGGACGCUCAUUUCGGACGUCCGGAAAGAUCUGACGGUCGUGCUCAUGUCCGCGACGGCGGACGCGGAGGAGCUCGCGGCCUACUUCGGAUUGAACGGUGUUGCUCGUUUGGACGGUCAAUCGGACGGCUGGAAUGGAUCGAGCGGUUCGAAUAGGCGUUCGGACGGUCCGGAUGGUCGAACUAACGUUUCGCGCAGUAGUGUGGACGGACAAAGGAGUCGAUCGGACGGUCCAAACGGUUGGAGUGGUCGAUCGGACGAGUCAAGCGGUCGGUCGGACGGUCCGAGACGAGCCGGGGCUGACGUCAGCGUGGUUUCCAUCCCCGGUUUCACGCACCCAGUGCGCGAGCUGUACCUGGAAGACGUGCUGGAGAUGACCGGGGAAGUGAUCGGGGCGCGCUCGCGGUAUGCCAAGAAGAAAGCGGCGGGGCGGGACGGGGGGGCAAGAAGCGCGGCUGGCCAAGAGAGCCGUGCUGGCGCUGCGGACAAGCGGGCGGAAUCCGCUGGGGGGCCGGCGGAACCGGAGAGGAAGAAGGACGAUGCGCGGCCGGGGUCGUCGCGGGGAGCUAAGGAAGUGGCGGAGAGCUGGGAACUAGACGAAGGUGAAAACGAGGACGCGACGAACGAAGCACGGGACACGGAGGGGGCGCCGGUAUCAGAGGAGGAUUGGGAAGAGACACAGACAUCGGAUCGGGCGUCUUCAGCCGGAGAUCCACCUUCGGGGUCGUGGGCACUUGGGAGAAAAAGAGGAGAGGGCGAGGUAACAAGAGCGGGAAAAAAAGGGGAGAAAGAGGGGGAAGAAAGGGCGCCCGAGCGGCGGUACCGGGAAGCGACGCUGAAGUCGCUAGAAGUGGUUGACGAGACGGUGCUAAAUUACGAGCUGGUGGAGAAGGCGGUGUGCAAGAUACUGGAGGAGGAGCAGCGGCCCUCUACAAGUUACGCCCCCCUCCUCCCCCCUCUCCCACCGGGCACCCCCGACCCCAUCGGGGCAGCGGGCGCCAUCCUAGUGUUCCUCCCGGGCAUGGCCGAGAUCCGACGGCUGGAGCGCCAGCUGUUGGGAUCUCAACGGCUGGCCGCGAUUUGCGGAGGAAGGCCGUGGGUGCUGCCUUUGCACGGCUCCCUGGCGGGAGAACAGCAGCGGAAGGUGUUCGACCGACCGCCCCCGGGGCAGAGAAAGAUUGUGCUGUCAACCAACGUGGCCGAAACGAGUCUGACGAUCGAUGACGUCACCUACGUGAUCGACAUCGGGCGCCAGCGCGAGAUGGCGUUCGACCCCAACAGAGCGCUCGCGUGCCUCGAGGACGUCUGGGUGAGUCAGGCGAGUGCGCGCCAGCGGCGCGGCCGCGCGGGCCGCGCGCGCCCCGGCUGCUGCGUCCGCAUGUUUUCCCGGCGGACGUUCGAGGGCAUGGCGCCCCAGCAAGCGCCGGAGGUGCUGCGGACGGCGCUGGACCAGCUCUGCCUGCAGGUCAAGUCUCUCCUCCCCGCGCGUUCCAUCGCCUCCGUCCUCGGCGACCUUCUCACGCCCCCCUCCCCCUCCGCGGUCGCCUCCGCGCUCUCCACCCUCACCUCCCUCCGCGCGCUCGCCCAAAACCCCGAAACCUUGACGCCGCUCGGGCGCCACCUGGCGCGCAUUCCCGUCGACGUGCGCGCGGGAAAGAUGCUCGUCUUCGGCGCGGUUUUGGGAUGCCCCGGCCCGGCGGCCACGAUCGCCGCGGCGCUUGCCGGGAAGUCGCCGUUCGCGGCGGUUCCGCCGGAGAUUAGGGACGAGGCGGACCGGGUUAAGCGCCAGUUAGCGGGGACCUGGAAGAGCGACCAUUUGGCGGCUGUGGCAGCGUUUGAGGGCUGGCGGGCCGCCGGGAGAGACGGGGGGUGGAGAGCACAGCAGGAGUUUUGCCAGGCCAACUUCUUGUCCCGCGAGUCGCUCCAAUCCAUCGAGGCCAGCCGCGCGGACUACCUGGAAAACCUGGCCGAUCUGGGCUUUAUCCCCCGGGGCUUUGCCCGGGACUUUGUGCAACCGGGGCAGCCGGACCCCGAUGUGAAUGCGCUCAACUUCCGGGUGGUGAAGGCGGUGCUGUGCGCGGGGUUCUAUCCAAACGUUGUUCGAGUGCAGUUGCCGGAGCAGACGUACAAGGAGACGAGCGGCGGCGCGAUGGCCAAGGACGCGCAUGCGCGCGAGGUGCGCUUCUACACGCAGCACGAUGGGCGCGUGUUUCUGCAUCCCGCUAGCACCAACUUCGCGGUCGGCCGCUUCGAGAGCCCCUGGCUCGUUUACAGCGAAAAAGUCAAGACGUCCAAGAUCUUCAUCCGUGAGAGCAGCAUGGUCCCCGCAUACGCGCUCCUCCUUUUCGGCGGCGACAUUUCCGUCGCCCACGAGAAGCAGAGCAUUGCCAUCGAUAAUUGGAUGCGCUUUGAGGCGCCGGCCAAGAUCGCCGUUCUCAUCCGAGAACUGCGGAAUCAGCUAGACAGACUGCUCGCAGAUAAGCUAGAAAACCCUGAGAUGGAUGUGACGAGCCGGGGCGUGGUUGCGGCGGUGGUUAAGCUGUUGACAAAUGAUGGGUUCUAGAAGGAUUACGACAGGGUUUGACUGGGUUUGAAGACAGCUGUAUGUCAGGCGGCUUAAGGUACAUGGCAUGUGCACUCUGACAGUGAUCGGUUGCACAUGCAGCUUGGGAAAGCGCUCAGUACAUGACCAAUGUGCGUGCAGCCUGGCAUUCGUUUACAGGAACCCAGAUUCUGGCACAG